AUGUCGACCCUCCCCUACGACGAGCCCUACCCGGGUUGGGCGCAGGAAAACAAAGGGCCCACGAUCCUGAUAGUGAUGACGAUCCUCACCACUGUAGGGACUUUGUUUGCAGCGGCGCGCCUAUACAGCCGGCGAAUUUCGCUGGGCAGGUUUGCCAUUGACGACUGUAUUGUUGUUCUGUGCACCAUGAUCGGCAUGGCCUACGUUGCGCUCGUUGGCGUCGCCAUAUCGUAUGGCGCCGGCAGGCAUGCGGUGACGCUGCAUCGUGAGAAGGCGAACAGGGCAAUGUUUUGGAUGCUGGUCUCGUUUGUGCCGGGCAUACUGUCGUUUGUUCUGCCAAAGUUCGCCGUCGUCAUCCUGCUCGCCAGAGUCCUCAAUCCCGGCCGGCGGCACACACUGGUCAUGUGGAUCGUGUCAACUCUGCUCCUGCUGCUUACCGUCGGCUUGCUCGCCAUCACCUUUGCGCAGUGCUCGCCGCCGGCGGCUCAAUGGGGCGCCCCGGGGAGAUGUUGGGACCGCAUGAUCACGGCAAAAAUCGCCAUAACGCAUGCCAUUUACUCGGCAGUCUUCGACUUCUACCUCGCUGUCUACCCGACUAUCGUCUUGUCCAGGCUGCAGCUUAACUGGAAAAAGAAGCUGGCCUUGUCUUCGGCGCUGGGCUUUGGGUACUUUGCCGGCGCCAUCAGCUGUUACAAGUGCUCCCUAUUAAAGAGCCUUAUAUCACCCGAGGAUUUUACAUACCGGACCGACGACGUCGUGUACUGGACUAGCAUCGAAGGCAACUGCGUGCUCAUCGGAGCCUGCAUCCCGACCCUCUUUCCCCUCGUCAAGAAGAUAUUUGGCGCCUCGGCCCUCGGUGACAGCACGCCAAAUGAAGGAGGACGGGGGCAAAGGAGGACUGGCAGGAACAACAGCAACACGGUGGUGACAAUAGGGUCGUAUCCCAGGAGGACAAAGCACCCGAGGACGGUGAUGCACCUGGAUUUCCUCAAUGAUGAGGGCGAAUACAUUACGCUGGAGACGAUCAAUUGCAGCACCAGUGAGCUGAGGGGGGAAAAACUGGCGCCUGUUGUCUAUCACCAGCGUGAGCGGGCAUCGACGUACACUGGUGAGCCCGGGUGGUGAUUGUGAUGGUG
Molecule: messenger RNA, 1136 nt
Organism: Canariomyces notabilis
Lineage: Eukaryota; Fungi; Ascomycota; Sordariomycetes; Sordariales; Chaetomiaceae
Exons: 4
Coding region: 1-1125 (374 amino acids)
Source: RefSeq, a predicted model, not a curated record